Paracoccidioides lutzii Pb01 is the source of this 294-nucleotide messenger RNA. RefSeq lists its product as hypothetical. The record is from RefSeq and is a predicted model, not a curated record. The transcript is spliced from 3 exons. Bases 1 to 294 code for a protein of 97 amino acids.
AUGGAUGAACCGAACAUCCCAUGGGUCGUGCCUUGCCACCUCAAACGAGAAGGUUCUUCGGAGAGCGUAUUCGCAGCCUCCUCUGGAGCCGCAAUUGAUUCCCACCUCCUGAGGUAUUCUGAUGAAACUGGCAACUGGAGAGGACUUGCGCCAAUUCCUGAUAUAAGUCUUGAGAAGCUUGAACAACGGCUCCCAGGCAAUGAUAAAGCUGGAUUCCUGCACUUCGUUGAGGCAGAUGCUCUGCUGGGUCCCUCUGAGGAGCGACCAACCGCAGAGGAGGCUGUAACUCUAUGA